AUGUCUGACUCUCCAGCACUGGGAGUUUCAUCUCCCCCACCUGCACCACCACUUCCUCCUGCGCGUCCCCAGAGUGAUAUAUCCAAAGACUCUGGCUUCAUUCUGAAAGUGAGAAGUGCUCCGCCAGACUGGUUCUACCAGGCCCCCAACCCGCCCCCUCUCAUCAAUCACCAUGCCGCGCCCACAGGACUGUAUUUCUUUUACGGGACGCUCCAAGAUCCCUGCAUGCUCACUGAGAUUCUUGGUCUGGAUGCAAAACUGAAUCUCAGACCGGGAUAUAUAACUGGUUACUCUGCCAAACUCUGGGGGCAGUAUCCUGCAUUGAUUGAUGGUCCACCCGGAAACAUCAUUGAGGGUAUGGUCUUUGAUGUCCAGACUGUCAAGCAGGGCGCGAGAUUAGCCGAGUACGAGACACAAGCUUAUAGUGUGAAGCCUUGCUUUAUCAAAUAUACUGAUGGAAAGGAACCCGCGACCGCAUAUGGAAAUGUGUUCAUGUUUGUUGGAGAUGAGAGGGAGUUAAGUGAGGGUGAGUUUGACCUUAAGCUUUGGUUGCAGAGAAUGGGGAGAGAGUAG
This is a messenger RNA of Coccidioides posadasii C735 delta SOWgp, 573 nucleotides long. The record is from RefSeq and is a predicted model, not a curated record. Lineage: Eukaryota; Fungi; Ascomycota; Eurotiomycetes; Onygenales; Onygenaceae.